Naegleria lovaniensis is the source of this 945-nucleotide messenger RNA. RefSeq lists its product as uncharacterized. The transcript has a single exon. Bases 1 to 945 code for a protein of 314 amino acids. The record is from RefSeq and is a predicted model, not a curated record. NCBI's taxonomy places the organism in Eukaryota, Heterolobosea, Eutetramitea, Acrasida, Naegleriidae.
AUGAGCGAUUUUGAAGAAGAUCGGGAAGACCUUCAAAGUGCCUUCAUUGCCUACCAUCGAUGUUUUUCCUAUGUGGACAAUUUACUUGAAAGAUUAUACAAGAAUAAUGAGGAGAUUAAACCCGAGGCCAAAGAGCAUGCGAAAACAAUGAUUCUUGCUUGCACAAUUGAAGGCCUAUUUGAAGACUCCAUCGGACCAUUUAAGACAAAAUGUGUGGAUCCAAUCAAAGAACCUGAACGAAAUUACUUUCCAAAUAAUUUAAAUAGCUCUUCUUUUUUAUUGGACAAUCCGAACCAAAUUACCAGACUUUCGGAAGAAGAGUUCUUUGAAAAAGGAGAUAGACUUAAAAAUUGUAUCAAUUCUGACACUGAUUUUAAAAAAGCUAUUGUGAUGGCGGAUAGGAGAUACUUUUAUUGGAAAGAGCCAGGUAGUGCUAAAUUCUUUUUCCCACAAGUCAUUCAAAAUUUCACUCAAGAUAGAAAUAAGUUCAGAAGUUAUGAAUUCAAGGGUGGAGAAGAUAUAGAGGAGUUACGAUACAAAGUUGAUUAUCUUUCCGAGAGAUUUGCUAGAAAGGAGUUGAACAACUAUUUUGUUUGCAUACUUUCAAAUUCUCCAUCGGCUAACCCUCAGUUUGAUAUAUUGGACAUGAAAAAGAAUUGUCUCCCAGAAAGAUUAAGUUAUCAUUUAUUGGUAAACUCUGUUUUCUGUAGAAAGGGUAUUGAGAGAUGUCUUAGACAACGAGAUGCAUACAUGCAUUCGCAAGAUUCAUCAUAUAACUUCAAAAUGCCAAUGCAAGAUAGAACAUUGUCUGAAUUUGAGGAGUGUUUAUUUGACUCUGAACUUUCACGUUCGUGUGUUGCUAUUGUUGAUGAUUUUGUGGGAAAGAAAGGUAAUGAAGGACAAGCUGCAAAGGCGUAUGAGGAAGCCGUACGCCAGAAAAAUUGA